Cololabis saira (Pacific saury) is the source of this 3404-nucleotide messenger RNA. RefSeq lists its product as uncharacterized. The record is from RefSeq and is a predicted model, not a curated record. NCBI's taxonomy places the organism in Eukaryota, Metazoa, Chordata, Actinopteri, Beloniformes, Belonidae. The transcript has 8 exons. Gene Ontology annotation, molecular function: protein binding. Bases 27 to 2837 code for a protein of 936 amino acids.
CCGGAGCACGUAGGAAGGCCGUUCUAAUGGCGGAGAAUGUUCGCUCUCCCUUCGACUACCGGGACCCGCCGACGCUGGACAGCGACGGGGACGGGAGCAAGCCGCCGCCGCCGAGGGGUCGCGUGUGUGGGAGAAAAAGGAAGGGGACACCUGUAAAGGUGUGUGACCGAGCAUAUGUAACGGAAGAUGAGGAGGAGGAGAGCAUGUCGGAGCACAGCUACAGUCCCGGUGAUGGUCAGUACCCAGAGGGGGCUGAAGAUCGGCUCCCUCCACCUGGCAGUCCCUACUACCUCCCUGAUCCCUCUCAGCUCUGCGUGCCAGAAUUGGGUGAGGAUGGAGCGAGCGGUGUUCGAGGAGCUGUGCUUUUCCACCCACCUCCCAACUGCCGGAUCCGUGAGGUCCACUGCGGGACCCAGGUACGGCUGGUGGUUAUAGCAAUCCGGGACAUCGCAAAAGGGGAGGAGAUCACGGUGGACUACAGCCUGACGGAUUGGGGAGACAACGCAAUGGAUGAAGAGGCUGCCCCCCAUCCACUGUCUCUCUCUGUCUCUGACUACCUGACCCCGUCCUGGUCUUUAUCGCCGUCAUCCUCCCCACUCACCCACUCUGAACCCAGCGACUCAGAUCGAGAAGAAGACGAAGAGGAGGAAGACGAUGAUGACGACGACGACGAUGAAGAAGAAGAAAUAGAGGAGAUAAGAGGCCGUAUGCUCCGCCGCCGAAAGAAACGCAAGCUGGCUGCUCCGGUCACCUCUGCCAAAAAGAAGACCGUAGCCCCGUCCUCUCGGGGCCCCGGGCGCCCCUGCUCGUCCUUCUCCGGCCCGGCAGCCGUCGCCCCCUCCUCCGCCAGACCUCAGCCCCCCGCCAGCAGCCUGGCCCCCCAAACCACUAACAUUAACAAUAACAUCAACAUAAACAUUGGCAGCUCCGGCAGCGGCACGGUGAGCCGGCGUCAGCACUGCCCGUACUGCGGCCGCCACUUCCGCUCCCUGGCGCGGCACCUGGAGAAGUACCACGCCAACCAGCCGGACGUCAGGUCAGCCAUGGAGCAGGCACACCUCAACAACUCUGCAAACGGCAGCGCCUCAAACCCCAACCCGCCGUCGUCGUCGUCUUCCACCUCCGCCUCCCACAGCCACUCCUUCGCUGUCCCGCAGCCCUCCGCCUCCAACUCCACUCCGCCUUCCCUCUUCCAGCGGGACAGGGAAUCGCCGGCCAACCGCACAAGCGCAGGAAACGUCUCCUUCUCUCUCUCGCUCUCACCGCCUCACUCGGCUCAGCCCGCAGCUGCAAAGAAGGGGCCUAACUUACCACUAGCUGCCACAAAACCCCCCACGCCCUCAAUGGUGUCCCGGGUGACGAGUCCGUCGCCGCCUCCUCCCCCGUCGACUCCUCGAAGGGGUCGGAGGAUGAAGAAGGAAAAGCAGGAAGAGCAGAAAGAUGCUGAGGAAGAGAGCUCAAGAAAUCAAGAGGAGCUGCUUCCACCUCCUACGCCGGAGCCAGACGUGGACCCGGAUGAAGAUCUGGAGCUGAGUGCAGAAGGGGAAGAUGAUCCACCAGGGGAGAAGAAUGGAGAAGUUGUAAGCACUCACAGACACCACACGUCACCUCUACUGUCAUCCCUCUCUUGUUUGGUCAUCUAUCUCCGUCGCCAGCAGCACUCCUCUUUCAUCUCUUUGACCCGUUCUCCUCAUUCUGCCGAGGCCUGGCGCCUGCUCUGCCAUUCCAGCCUGUCCCUGCUCAUCCUCUACAACCGACACCGGGAGUGCGAGGUGGCUAAGCUCACCAUCCAGGACUAUCACAAUCGUAUCACCCCUCAGCCCACCUCCAGCACCAUCCCCCCCGCUGGCAUGGAAGCUCUGCUAUCCCCCUUCGAGCACCAGGUCCUCUCUCACCUCCCGCGGGCCGGCGUCCUGGGCAAGCGCGGUCGGGUCCAGCCGCUCAUUUUCCCGCCACACUGUGAAUCCUGCCUGGACCUGCUUCUCCGAACGAGCCCCAACGUCGGCGUCGACCCCGAGAGCCCCUACGUUUUCUCCCGGCCCUAUCACUCCCCCGCCACCCCUCUCCGCGGCACAGACCUACUGAGAAAUCUGUCUCGGGCCAGCGGGGCCAAGACCCCCGGAGCACUGACGGCGACGCGCGUGCGGCGGCAGGUCGCCAUCCUCACCCAGCUGCUGCUGCUGGAGGAGGGCGAGGGCCAGGGCGGGGGCAUCAAACGGCUCGAGGACUUUCUGGAGCGGGAAUACCACGUGACCCAAAACUGCUCAGCGAUCAUACGCGACCCCGGACUGAUGGGGCGCGUGGGGCGCGUGGUUCUGUACGGAGAAAGGGAGGGCGUACUUUUCAGGGGGAUGAGCCUGCAGGAUAUCUGCCUUGAGCUAGACGUGAUGUCUGGAAACUCAGCAGAUUCGUUUUCAGAAAAUUCUGAGGCUGAUGAAGACAAAGAGGACAUUAAGGAGAAGAUAGAGGUGAUAGUGAAGAAAAAAGGACCGGGCCGGCCUCCGCGGAAGAAGAAAGCACCCACGCCUUCACCUACAGUCAACACACCGAUGGAUAACGCCGUUAAGAGAAGAUGCACCCCACCUAAAUCAGGGAAGCGCGGCGUGCUGAAGCGGCCCUGGUCGGAGGCGGAGCGCGUAGCGGUGGAGACGCACCUAAAGAGAAAUCUCAUGGAGCUGCGGGUCCCUGCAAAGGCAGACUGCGAACGCUGCCUGGAACUUUGCCCCCUGCUGGUGAGCAACCAGCGAGACUGGAGAGCGAUCAAGUUUUACGUUCACAACCGCAUCCAGCUGCUGAAGAAGCAGGGGCGCAGGGAAAGUGCUGCUGCUGUCAGCUAGAGCAAAACGGAGCAGCGACAGAGGACGGAUACCACAAUGUAUAAACCACCAGCAGCAAGAAAAACUCUGGGUUAAGGUGGGGUCUCUGUUUCUUUCUUGUUUUUUUGAUGUCUUUGGUGCAGCACCUGAGGUGUACAUACACGCCAGGGCUUCUCACCACGGUCAUAAGGGAGUAGUGUAAUAAAAGUGACUAAGCUAAGAGGUCAGAUCAGGAAGGGUUAAUGUGUACUCGGUGUUGCCGUUACCCCGUAUCUGUUUCGGAGAUCCAUUUAGAAGCGGUUGGAAAAGAACAUACCUUUUUAUGUGUAUGGUCAUACACAGUGAAUGGUUUUGGAGAAAAAAAUGUCGUGUUUACCUUAUUAAUUGAUUGAAAAGUGGAGGACGCUAGUGGGUGAAGAGGGUCCGUGUACUUUGCGGCCAUCCGUUUUUUGUUUUGAAAUGACAAAAUAAAAAUAGAGAAAUAAUCCAAAAUAAUCCGUUCCCCAUCUUUUGUUUUGAUAAUAAAAAACGGAAAACGGAUCGUUAUCCGAUUUCAUUGAUGUGUUUGAAAAUCGAAAGUGGGAAUUA